ACUGCGGCAGGUAAACGCCUGAGACAGUUUGGCGGUAGCCAGCGUCAAACAGUCGCAUCUAAAAUACAAUAAAAUGUAGAGAAUCGCACGCGUUUCUAACUUCCGCUCUCAUGUCAUCGAAAAAACCCGCUACGUCCUGAGUAAUUCUGCAUUUCCGCUCUCUGCGAGGAAGUGGAGCAGAGAGGUCUGUAGCUGAGUUGCGAAUGUCGUCUGCUCGUUGAAAAGGCUUCAUUUCGCCGCUCGAACGCAGGCGCGAAAGUGCGAUUAAAUCGAAGUGCCUUGAAUUAUAAAUUUUAUUAUUUUUAUAUAAAUAUAUAUAAUUACUGCUAUGGAUUUGUAGUGCCAAUGUAUGGAAAUCUUGCACAAGUUUGUUUGUGCAGUUGGGAUUCUAACAUGCAAGAUAUCCCAGCAAGCAAUUCUUUUAUCAAUCCACAUAAAACUGGUCUACUUCAAAAACUGGUAGGAAGGGGAUGGCUUUAUUCUGGAACCUGGAAGCCACGUUACUGUGUUCUGGACGGAUCCAAAUUUUACUUUUACGAGAAUGAACAAAGUAAAGGGAACGAGAAAACUUGUGGCGUCAUCAAUCUGGACUACUAUGACUUGUGCGAGGAGAACAACGUCAAAGACAAAAAGAAUCCUCAUGUCUUCAUCAUAGGAACUUCAGUCAGGGGCUUCUUUGAUAACCGACACCAGUUCUCGGCUGGAUCUGCGGACGAGAUGCAGUCUUGGAUUCGAUCCAUCCAAGCUGCCAUAACGGAAGCUAGGCAGAGCCGCAGGAAGGCCGGAAGGAAGCAGCAGCGACACCUAGAGGGGAAGUCGCCCGACCUCAGCAGUUCGUCACAGUGCACUUGUGCAUUCUGUGCUGCCAUUUGUUUACGAUCAUCGUACAGAAGGAUUUGUCCCGACUCUCAGACUACUAAACAACUACCUCAUUGA
Messenger RNA from Stegodyphus dumicola, 936 nucleotides. RefSeq lists its product as uncharacterized. Lineage: Eukaryota; Metazoa; Arthropoda; Arachnida; Araneae; Eresidae. The record is from RefSeq and is a predicted model, not a curated record.